GGUGUAAGGCGUCGAUAUAAAUACAGCUUUCCAGGUUUUAGACAAGCAUUAGUUGUGCAUUUGUUGUGAUUCACAGUGACACCGUCGUACAAGACAACAACGUUGAAAAAAUGGCAGCUAAGAUGAUUUUUUUCGCCACCUGCGCUUUGGCCGUGUGCGCCAGACUGGCCGCCGCUUAUCCCCCGACUUAUAGUUACCAAGAUUUCCACCAGGCCGAAGACGUUGCUUACCACCACGCCGACGACCAUCACGACGAAGCGCCGGCCGCUUAUCACUUCGGGUACGCCGUAAAGGACACGCACACCCAAGACAUCAAAAGCCACCAGGAGACCAGCGACGGGCACGGCACGGUCAAGGGUUCGUACAGCCUGGUCGAACCGGACGGUUCCACGCGCCUGGUCGAGUACACGGCCGACCACGUGCACGGGUUCCAGGCCAAAGUCAAGAAAAUCCCGCCGCCCACUUACCGGCACGAGGAACCGGCCGUUUACCACGAACCCGCAACCGCCGCUUACCCGUACGGCAAACCCGAGUACUACAGCGGUUAUUACUGAGCAUUGUUUGUUUCGCUAAGAUGUUUUCAAGUUGUGUGUGUAAAUGUUUGUUUUUUGUUUUAAUUUUUGUAUUUUUUGUUUGUUUCUUUCCGACUAUACAGAGUGUAUCAAGAAUAACACACUAGUUUUCUCUAAAAAUAAUUGCAAUUUUAUAGUUGUUUUUCUUCUUGCGGACACUUAAGAUUACCUUUUUUUUACGAUAUGCCAAUUUUAGCUCUAUCGACUUUUAACAGUCAAACGGUAACGUGUACGUUACUUUGGUAACAUUAAAAGCGAUUAUCCAAAACAGGUUAACAGCCAGUCGACAUGUUCAGCAAAUUAUUCUUAAUUUUAAUAGUCAACAAAAUGCCAUUUAUAGUUACCGUUUAGGUUUUAAAAGUCGAUAGAGCUCAGGAGAAAAAAAAAGGUGUACAUAACAUAAAUGUUUUUUUAAAAAGACAAACUAUAAGAUUGCUAUUAUUUUUUUUUUCUAAGAAAAAAUUAGUGUCUUAUCUUUAAUGAAUCAUCCUGUAUAUAUUAUUAUGAUGCGCGUUUUUCAUCGUUAAACAAAUAGUAGAUAUAU
Molecule: messenger RNA, 1116 nt
Organism: Adelges cooleyi (spruce gall adelgid)
Lineage: Eukaryota; Metazoa; Arthropoda; Insecta; Hemiptera; Adelgidae
Product: cuticle protein 8-like
Exons: 2
Coding region: 111-554 (147 amino acids)
Cellular component (GO): extracellular matrix
Source: RefSeq, a predicted model, not a curated record